CUUAUCCUCGCACAGGCAGAUCCACAGCUGAGCCUGAGCUGGUCCCUCUCGCCCAGUAGCAGCAGCGCAGGAGCAGGACAGCAGCAGAGGGUGAGUGAGUGCGAGAGACGUGAUUCAUCCACGUCCAAACAAUUCUGUGAGGAGAGGGGCCAACGAGAGAGAACUCUACGAGUUUUGCUGUGCACUGUAAAGCAGAGGGUGGGCGGAUGGAGGCGGGCGUCGAGCAAAAUAAUAAUGCACACAGCACCCGGGGAAAGCAGAAGGGCUCCUACGUCUUGUCGCCUGAUGUAGCAUAGAGAGAGAGAGGGGAAAGGAGAAACUUUUAAUGCGAAAAAUGAGAUGAGUAAAUGCAUAAGAGGUCGCUCUCGCGGCAGCGGAGCAGAACAGGGCAGUGAAGCCGAAUAAAAGCGCCCCCCGGCAGCGCUGCUGCUGCUGCCAUCCCAAUCUCUGGCCUGACCCCCCUCUGCCGCAGCUGCCUGCAAUAUCAGCACAGUUCCACCGAUAAAAGCGAGGAGAAAGGGAAGACCUCCUGAUGGGAGCCCUCCGCCCUCUUCGCUCACACUCACUGUUUCCCAUCUGAUUCAGGCAUUGGCUCGGAGCCAGUGUACAGGGGCAGCGGCAUCCAGCCGUUAACGCAGCGCAAACAGGAAGCAGUCCUACACCGGGAGAAGAUGGAUUAAAGAUGGCGAGAGGAGAGAGAGAGUUACGGGGGGAGUACGGUGGGGGCAUGGUUGGGGGAGUCGCUUUUGACUCGUUUCCUUUUGGCAAAGCUUAUGUAUGUAUGUUUAGGGAGCCCCGAGGAAGAGGGGGAGUAGGAGGAAAGUGUGAGAAAGAAAAGCUAAAGUUUUUGGUCUUUUAGCAUUUAUGCUAUCUGCUACUUCUGCGGCUUGCUGUUCGUUUGCUCUGUGCUGCUGCGCCUGUUCGUCUAUCGACUUCAACGCUCGUCUUCUUCAAGCCUUAGGUACACCACGCACGAGCCUUUCAUCCACCCCCAUCAUGCGUCUCUACAUCAUUCCUAUGUCCUCGCUGCUCCCUCCGUAAUCCGCAUCGCACUCGGGUCCUUUUACCUUCCACUGUCCCUCGUUUGCACAGUUUGGUUCUCGCUUUUUGUUUCACUCAGCAUGGGCAUCGAUCUGAAUACUAUAGAGGAGGAGGAGGAAGAGGAGCCUGAGCACUCGACCGGGCUGGGUGCUUCGACUGUGGUUGCGCCGGACGGGCUUCAGGCGGUGUCGGUGUGCCUUGAGCUCUGGCACGCGUGCGCGGGGCCUCGGAUAUGGCUGCCUAAAAGGGGGAGCUUGGUGAUGUACUUGCCACAGGGACAUCUGGAGCACCUGGGGUUCAGUAGCGCUGAUUGCGACGGUGGGAGACGAGGAGCCUGCCGCUUCGAUGUGCCGCCUCAUGUGUUCUGCCGUGUGGUCGAUGUUAAUCUCCAUGCUGAUGCGGGUACAGACGAAGUUUACGCCCGGCUCUCUCUUGUCCCCGAAAGCGAGCCAAUUUCGUCUCAGGAAUUGAAAGGAGGAGUGAACAAGGGCGGGAAUGAAGGAGAAGAGGAUACUGAAUCCGUGAGCAGGUCAUCCAAACCCCAUAUGUUCUGCAAGACACUGACUGCCUCUGACACCAGUACCCAUGGUGGAUUCUCUGUCCCUCGUCGAGCCGCUGAGGACUGUUUUCCUCCGCUGGACUACAAUCAGCAGCGACCUUCGCAGGAGCUUACUGCCAAAGAUUUGCAUGGAACAGAGUGGCGGUUUCGCCAUAUCUACAGAGGCCAACCACGUAGACACCUUCUUACAACUGGAUGGAGUGCUUUUGUCAAUAGGAAGAAGCUCAUUUCAGGGGAUGCAGUCCUCUUCCUUCGAGGUGAUGAUGGUGUGCUCAGAUUGGGUGUUAGGAGAGCAGCUCAGUCCAAAGGCAGUAUUCCAGUUCCAGAGCAACAAAAUUAUGAUGCUGCAUUAGCUACAUUGGCUGCUGUUGCUAGUGCUGUAUCUAUGAAAAAAGUUUUUCAUAUAAAUUAUAACCCAAGGGCAUGCAUGUCGGAGUUUGUAAUUCCAUAUUGGAAAUUCAUAAAAAGCUUGGAUAGUUCCCUUUGUGUAGGAAUGAGUUUUAAAAUGCUUUAUGAAAAUGAUGAUGCCUCAGAAAGAAGACCUAUAGGGCUGAUAACUGGAAUCAGCGACAUUGACCCUCAAAGAUGGCCUGGUUCAAAGUGGAAAUGUCUGUCGGUUAACUGGGAUGAUGAUGUAGAUACUAAAAGACAAAAUCGAAUUUCUCCAUGGGAAAUUGAAUCAACUGGUUCUAUUAUAGGCUCCAGUACCCUGUCGGCAACAGGUUUGAAGAAGGCGAAACUUUGUCUUCCCCCUGUCAAUAUGGAUUAUCCAAUUCUGAAUGGAAAUGGGUGUCUGGAUUUGAGGGAAUUUGCAAACUUCCACAAGGUCUUGCAAGGUCAAGAAUUGAUGAGACUCAAAACUUCCAAUGAUUUUGGGUUAGAUGCUCAUAUCGGAAAUAUUAAACAUUCUGAAGUUAUGGGUCAUUCAAGUGAUGCAAACGGAUGCAUAGCAAGUGAAUCUGUUUCUGAAGGGAGGAUCAGAAUCCCACAUGGAGGUUCUGAUUUUUCCUUCAACUGCACAGGCUUUAGGGAACCGGCUGGGUUCCUAGCGGUCUUGCAAGGUCAAGAAGUUUUGUCGAAAAUCCCACCAUUUCUUGGAGCUCACUCAGAUGCUCAUGCUAGGAGUGGUGUGUAUGGAUUGCUCGAUAGUGUUGAAACAUCUCAUGCUGGGAAAAAUUUACCUUCCUCAUCUGUGGGGAAUGGUACAAUAGUGCAACCAUCUUUGCCAUUAAUUCAGGCAUCUUCUCCAUCAUCAGUCCUAAUGCUUCAAGAAGCAAGUUCAAAGUCUCCGCUACAUCGGUCUAUUCCUGGUCAAGACAGGCACGGUGGCAAUCUGCUCUUUCCAAAGCCAGAUGGUGCAGAAGCAUUGCGUAAAAAAGAAGGAACCUUCGGAUUCUGGCCUCCGACACUGGGUUAUCAUUUUGCCAAUCCACAGUACAAGUUGGUCAAAAUCCAUGAUCCUGUCAUCGAUGGUAAGUUGCACAAAGAAAAGGAGCCGGAUGCCAGCCACAAUGGCUGUAGGCUUUUUGGAUUUCCUUUGGUCGAAAGGAUUCCUGAACGAAAUUUACUCGAGAAACCUCUGCCGGUCUCCCCAAGUUCAACCGCAGGGAAUCUUGAUGUUGGCUUCUCAGCUUCCCCAAUGCCUGCUAAGCCUGCUGGGUGCAGUUGCAUUGAAGCAAGUUCCCUGUAUGCUUUAUGUGCAGCUCCAUUUUAGGAUGGAAAUUAGUAACUUGCACAAGAACGCCAUUUAUCUCCCAAUGCUAGUGAUGCUUUCAAUAAUGCAUAAAAGGCGGCCGUAUCUGUUUGUCCUGAAGAUUUAUCCAUGAAGAAAUCUUGAAAUAUUUAUGCAAUCCUUCAAGUGACAACCGUGAUGCUGAGGAAAUGAUCUUUUGUUGGAUGGUUAUGAACUUGUGAAUCAUUUCAAAGGUGUUACAAAUUAUGACAACAUAAACAGAUGCUAUGUCGCAUCCUUAUUAUCACAUUAUGAAUGCGCACUUCUCAGUACUCUUCUAUUUACUUGUUUAUUCCUAUUCAGCUACUUCCUCUUCUUCUGAUGUUUGUGUAUGAUCAUACCGUGUGUUAAAUUAAUUUCUACCUUUGAGAGUUGCUGAAUUGAUUUUUUUUUUGUUUGA
This is a messenger RNA of Zingiber officinale, 3732 nucleotides long. RefSeq names its product auxin response factor 15-like. Gene Ontology annotation, cellular component: nucleus. Gene Ontology annotation, molecular function: DNA binding. The record is from RefSeq and is a predicted model, not a curated record. The transcript has 10 exons. Bases 1122 to 3314 code for a protein of 730 amino acids. Gene Ontology annotation, biological process: response to hormone; regulation of DNA-templated transcription. NCBI's taxonomy places the organism in Eukaryota, Viridiplantae, Streptophyta, Magnoliopsida, Zingiberales, Zingiberaceae.